AUGGCUGCGUACCCUUGGACCGCGCUGCUACUGCUGUUCUCUUCCACAUCGGCAAUGAAGAUGCAUGACAACAGGACUGCACUUGUGCAGGCUGCGCGCGAAAGGAUCAAGUCGAUGUCCUGCUCUGAUAUGGGGCGGGAGUUGGUGAACUCCAUGGUGACGAAUUUGAAGGAAUCACACGGCAACGAUGCUGUCUUCUUCCGUGGCUGCAUGCAGUUCUUGGAGAAGAAUGCGGAGAAGAAGCGUCCUGCUGCAGCACAGAUCGAGGCAUUGGGCGAAGCGUGCAAAGGUGGUCAGAUGGGUGAGGGGUCCAUCCUGGACGACGUGGAUCCAAGCCACUUGGCUGCCGAGUGCGACCGCGCCACUUAUGGCUUGGACGUGCAGCUGCGGCUGUUGGGCGAGGGCGCCUUCAAGACCUCGGAGGAUUUCUGCGCCGUCUUCGUGGACCUCGUGCUUCCCAUCGAUGAGGAGCCGGAGUGCAUGCGCUUCAUCGAAGACAUCACGAACGCUCACUACGAGUUCUCGGGCCUUCCGCAUCUGUGGCCAGCCAUCACGAAGGAGAAGCACUUCGAUGAAGCCUUCAUGCGAGCCUGCCUCGAGGAUUGCUCCCCGGGAGAGAGGGUAGUGAUGGUAGGGAUCAGAAGCAGCUUCGUCAUGGACCUUCAAAAGUCACGUGCCUCUGCCCUUGGCACGGAGGGCGUGUGCCUUCUGCUGUCCGUUGCCUGUGAGGACAAGAAGCUCGCAGAAGAGGCUGAGGGCAAGGAUGUGCCUUGGGGCACAGGUGAGGAGAAGUGCCAGCAGCUCUUGGAGAGGAUGGUGGCGAUGCAGUGGCCCAACUACACGAAGAUCUCCAACUUCUUCGCGGAAGCCUGCCCCUUGAUGGAGAAGGCUCUGCCCAAGCCCACCAACAAGUCAAUCGACACGCUGGCCGCCACCAAGCGCUCCCUGGCUGCAUCCCUAUUUCAUAGAGCAUCCCACGUGGUCCUCGCGAAUCAUGGGGGCAACCACUCUUCUGCCGCGCACCUCUUCGAGCCCAAGAAGCAGAGGACGUUCAGCGCAGUCUCGCUGCUGGAGACGUCAGUGGCCCGCAAGCAUGAUAACCACGGGCGGCGUCGUCGUCGCAGCCGCCGACGCCUCACCGAAGAGGCGAAGGCAUGCUGCAGCAAGAAAGCCUACAACUGGGCAGUUGAAGCGUUUGCCGGAGAGGUGGUCACCAUGUCCUCCAGCGUCAGCUUGUCCACCUAUGGCUUCCAUGAAAGCAUCGGCGACACGUGCGUCUUUAGGAGGGGAGGGGUGAGUGAGAGCUGUAUGGGCUGGGAACUUGGAGUUGACAUCAACGGACCUAUGCCCGAUCUCGAGCUUCCAAUCACCAUCGGUCAUGGAUGGUUCAGGAGCUAUGGGGAUAUCCUGGGCCAGUCCACGUACUUGGGUGCGGGUGGCUGCUUCAUCCUCUGCGUCGGCGGCAAUGUGAUACAGAACAUGCAGGGCGAGGUCAUUGGUGGCACCAUCGAGUUCGGCUUUGGUGCGCCGGGCGUCAGCGUCGAGGGCGGAAUCUGCGACUGCAAGCAGCAUUGGUUUCAGGAAGAAAAGUUUGAGGAGAUUCUGGGAAGAAAUGGCGGCUGCCCCAGUGGGUGCUUCCCGGCGGAUGCUGAGGUGCAGACGCUUCAGGGCACAGUCCGCAUGAAAGACCUGCAGGUUGGGGACAGGGUGCUGGCCACUGACGGCCAAGGCAAGUUCUUCUUUGACGAUGUGUACUUCUUUGGCCAUGCGGAUCCAAGCAUCAUGUCCCCCAUGAUCCAGCUGCACAUGCAGACAGCGUCCAACUCGUCCUUUGCGCUCGAGCUGUCACCGGACCACUUCAUUCACAGGUGUCCUAUGCUGAAGCCCUGCAGCUUCGAGGACGCCGAGGCUGCCUACUCCGCAGCCAUCCUUGAGGGCUCCUACGUGUGGACUGUCGAGGGGAUCGCAAAGGUGCUCUCCAGCCGCAUGGUGCCGAAGCAAGGCCUCUUCAACCCUUACACGCUCUCCGGCAACAUGGUGGUCAAUGGCGUCGCAGCAAGCGCGCACAGCAGCUGGGUCCUGGAUGCUUGGGUUCCCAGCAGCCUUGUGAAGCACCUGCCCUCCAUCUACCAGGCCAUGUUCUCGGUCGGCCGCUGGAUCUACUGGUUGGCUGGUGCACCAGCGGCGGACUUCAUUGGAGUCAACAACCCCUACGACCGCACUCCCUGGUUGGCCUACGGUGUGGCAGGCAGCUUCGUGACCGGGGUGUCCAGCAUCCCGCUCUUGGCCAUUUAUGGGUGGACAAAGUUCGCCCGAGCCAAGGUCUGGGUUUCUGCUUAG
Molecule: messenger RNA, 2340 nt
Organism: Symbiodinium pilosum
Lineage: Eukaryota; Dinophyceae; Suessiales; Symbiodiniaceae
Source: the annotation of a GenBank genome assembly